Gambusia affinis (western mosquitofish) is the source of this 1733-nucleotide messenger RNA. It is a transcript of the gene twist2, whose product is annotated as twist2. Gene Ontology annotation, biological process: developmental process; regulation of transcription by RNA polymerase II. Gene Ontology annotation, molecular function: protein dimerization activity; DNA-binding transcription factor activity, RNA polymerase II-specific; RNA polymerase II transcription regulatory region sequence-specific DNA binding. The transcript has 2 exons. The coding region runs from base 330 to 830 and encodes 166 amino acids. Lineage: Eukaryota; Metazoa; Chordata; Actinopteri; Cyprinodontiformes; Poeciliidae. The record is from RefSeq and is a predicted model, not a curated record.
CACCGCAGCCUCCUGCUCAUCGGAGAGAGGCGCACCCAGGACUCACCCUCCGCCUCCGCCCACCAAACCCCUCCCCUUCCACCCUCAAAACUAUUUAGCAUCUGAAGUUGGGACAAAAUUUCCAAAAAACAUUUUUUUAGAACAAAAAUAAUACUUUCUGCGAGAGUAGACGCGGGCCAGCCACCAGAGUGAGCUUCGGCGUGUUAGAAGAAGAGCAUCUCUAAAAGUUCUUCUCCUCCUUUCUAAGGAUUUACAUUUAUCCUGUAACCACGGCUUCGAAGGUGGACACCGUUUUUUCCUCCCUGUCUCUACAUUUCUUCAAGAAAGAAAUGGAAGAGGGCUCCAGCUCCCCGGUCUCCCCUGUGGAUAGUCUGGUGACGAGCGAGGAGGAGCCGGAGCGGCAGCAGAAGCGCUUCUCCAGGAAGAGGAGGCACAGCAAGAAGUCCGGAGAGGACAGCAGCGGGAGCAGCCCCGGUACCGGGCCGGGGAAGCGGGGCAAGAAGCCCAGCCCGAGCAGCAACCAGUCGUACGAGGAGCUGCAGAACCAGCGGGUCCUGGCGAACGUGCGGGAGCGUCAGCGGACUCAGUCUCUGAACGAGGCCUUCGCGUCUCUACGCAAAAUUAUCCCCACGCUGCCCUCGGACAAACUGAGCAAGAUCCAGACUCUGAAGCUGGCCUCCAGGUACAUAGACUUUCUGUGCCAGGUGCUGCAGAGCGACGAGAUGGACAGCAAGAUGUCCAGCUGUAGCUACGUAGCGCACGAGAGACUCAGUUACGCGUUCUCGGUGUGGAGGAUGGAGGGCGCCUGGUCCAUGUCAGCAUCCCACUAGCAGUCAGAGACAAACACAAUGCCAAAGCGACUGUUUGCUUCCGAAUUAUGUAAAAGAGAUUAUUGAAGAACUGAUUGACCUCAGAGGCCAAGGAUGGAGCAGAGGCGUGAUGUGGCCCACGAAGUGUGUAUGCGUGUGUGUGCGUGAGUGUGUGUGGACGCAGAUUCAUCACACCGCGGAGGAUAGAACUGUGCAAAGUGCGCAGCGGGCCAACACAGAUCCGCCAGCUGUGCGCAUUUACGGCCUGAACUCUCACUAAAGCCUUCCUUUAAAAAAAAACCAUGGAGAUUUAUUUUGUUUUUCAAAGACUUUAAGCCAGAUUAUGAAUUUAUAUAUAGAUAUAUGAAAGCAUAUUGUACAUAUUUGUGUAACUAUAUCCUGCAAGGGGACCAAUGCAAUUCGGAGUCUUUUCGCUGCAUGGGGUUUAUUCCAACGACUUCCUUCUAAGUUUUGUCCAGUUUCCACUGUUGUUUUUGUUUAUUUAUUAAACGGGUAUUUUUUCUAAACAACAACAAAAAAAAUGUACUUCUGUGUUUUUUCACAUAUACUUAAAAACUCAUUAAAAUGUUCGGUUUAAUAAGUUUGAAUAACAAAGUAGAACUGGCUCUCGUUGAAGGGAUUUUUCCCUCUGUGUGUUGGGUGUGAGAAGUUGCCCUUUCCCCUCCCCUCUGCGCUUGUUAUGGAAAGAAAACCCUGCUUAAAAAAAAAAGAAAAACAGAGCCCAUAAAGAUCCGGCUUCAUUAAGGGCGCAGGAAAUAAAGUUCAGCCACAUAAAGUGUUUGUGCGCUUUUAUAACUAGGCAAUCAGUGUUUAAACUGCGACUCCUUCGACCGCAGAUAAGGACAAUAACUCCGCCAAAGGUUAAAAAAAAUAAAGACAAAUAAAUAAAAGACCUCAAAAUUA